Molecule: messenger RNA, 3218 nt
Organism: Notothenia coriiceps (black rockcod)
Lineage: Eukaryota; Metazoa; Chordata; Actinopteri; Perciformes; Nototheniidae
Product: protein kinase C-binding protein 1-like
Exons: 13
Coding region: 18-2876 (952 amino acids)
Cellular component (GO): cytoplasm; nucleus
Molecular function (GO): transcription corepressor activity
Source: RefSeq, a predicted model, not a curated record
UAUGUUGUGUAACAUAAAUGUAUGUCUUUGUUUCAGGCAAUCACAAACUCACGGCUACCGCUAAAGUUAUAGUAAAAAUCUGUGAACACGAGAUGAACGAGAUUGAAGUCUGUCCUGAGUGCUACCUGUCUGCUUGCCAAAAGAGAGACAACUGGUUCUGUGAGCCUUGUAGUAACCCACACCCUCUAGUGUGGGCCAAACUGAAAGGAUUUCCAUUCUGGCCUGCUAAAGCUCUGCGGGACAAAGACGGACAAGUGGAUGCUCGCUUUUUUGGUCAGCAUGACAGGGCUUGGGUUCCUUUAAACAAUUGCUACCUCAUGUCCAAAGAGAUUCCCUUCUCUGUGAAGAAGACUAAGAGCAUCUUCAACAGUGCCAUGCAAGAGAUGGAGGUCUAUGUGGAGAACAUGAAGAAGAAGUUUGGAGUGUUUAAUUAUGCCCCCUUCAGGACACCAUACACUCCUGACAACAACUUCCAGAUGCUGCUGGAUCCCUCCAACCCCUCAUCUGCCUCGAUCAAAUCUGAGAAACAGGAGAAGAUCAAACUGAGCUUUGAUAUGACGGCAUCACCCAAGAUCUCUUUAGCCAGGACCAUGUUGUCUGCAGCUGUAGUGGUGGGAGGGGGCACAGCAGGACGACGGCUCCCCCUCGCUGACAUGCCUCGAUCCCCCAUGAGCACCAACUCCUCCGCCCAUACUGGUUCGGAUGCAGAGCAGGAGACAGCGGACAAGUCCCAGACAAAGGCUCCAAACAGCCAGUACAGUACAGGAGAAGAGUCCAUGGACUGUACAGCAUCACCUGCCCAUCCUCGACCAUGUCCUGCAGGCAGUUCCUUGGACAGCCCUAAACCAUUCCACUCCCCAGCUCCCAGUGUCAAGCAGGAGAAGACGCCGCCCACAGGAAGCAUUCUGAACCUCAAUCUAGAUCGGAGUAAAGCAGAAAUGGACCUAAAGGAGCUCAGUGAAACGGUUCAGCAGAAACAAGGAGCAACACCCGUCCUCACUUCUCCAAAAAGACAGAUCAAGAGCCGUUUCCAGCUGAACUUGGACAAAACCAUAGAAAGCUGCAAGGCACAACUGGGUAUAGAUGAGAUCUCUGUUGAUGUGUAUAAAAGUGUGGAGCACAGUGACUCAGAAGACUCUGAUAAGUCUGACUCCAGUGACAGUGAGUAUGCCAGUGAUGAGGAGCAAAAGACCAAGGACGGUCAGGAUGCAGCCUCCAAUGAUGACACCCAGAAGGAGCCUAUCAAAAGUAAAGGCAAAGAUCAACCUUCUGUAAGCCAAGAUAAGGAGGGUAAAGCCGAUUCACUCGAGGCAUCAAACACGGCAGAAAGCGACGCCAGUGCAGCAGCAUCAGAUGCUCCGAAAAGAGAAAAAACGAGCGCGGAUUCUGAAAAAGAGAGCCCUGUCAAGACCAAAGCAACUCCACUAUCACCUCCUCUAAGGGAGAAGGUGCAGGCAAAACAAGAUUCAAAACCGCCGGUGGAGGACUCUGACUCAGAGAGAGAGCUGGUUAUCGACCUCGGAGAGGAACAGGGAAGCAAGGACAGGAAGAGGAGCAGGAAAGAUCAUACCACUCUUAAAGAGUCAUCUGUUGGUAAAUCUGAAGGUAAAGCCCUGACCCCAUCGACACCGUCUCAAAACAGCACAACUCCCUCCAGUGUUUCACCUAUGGCCAUCCCUGUCACCAUGCUCUCUUUCACUGCUCCCUCACCCUCAACCAUAAGCCUCGCACCCGUGUCCAGUGCCACCGCAACACCCCCUUCUUCUUCUUCUUCAUCCUCCUCCCCAGCCUCCACCACGCCUGCUUUGAAGAAACAGCGUCCUCUGCUGCCCAGAGAGACAGUGCCGGUGGUGCAGAGAGCGGUGGUCUGGAAUCCCUCCGCUAAGUUUCAGACCUCCUCGCAGAAGUGGCACAUGCAGAAGGUGCAGCGUCAGCAGCAGAACCAGUCACCUGUGGCCACCAUGCAGAUAGAGGCGUUGUCUCCAAAGCAAGGCCAGGCUCAAGCAUCAACACAGGCCACAGGAAAUGGCUCCACAGCAGUAUCCUCAUCUUCCUCUUCAGCACCGCAGUCUUCCCAAAGCACACGCUAUCAGACCAGACAGGCUGUUAAAGCUGUUCAACUAAAAGACUCCCCGCUCAGCACAUCCACGGUCACCCUGGUUACCAGUAGUCCAGCUUCUGUUGCCAUGAUGGCAGCGUCAAGUUUAGGCACAGCUGCCACCUCGUCACCAGUCGCCACAGACGUGUAUAUCCCCACGGCCUCAGCAGAAGUAGCUGCAGACAUUGCCAAGUACACAAAUAAAAUAAUGGAUGCAAUCAAAGGUACAAUGACUGAAAUCUACAAUGACCUUUCGAAGAGUACUUCAGGGAAUACAAUAGCAGAGAUAAGAAGACUAAGAAUCGAAAUAGAAAAAUUACAGUGGCUCCAUCAGCAAGAGUUGUCAGAAAUGAAGCACAAUCUUGAGCUUACAAUGGCAGAGAUGAGGCAAAGUCUGGAACAAGAGAGAGAGCGGCUGGUGACUGAGGUGAAGAAACAGACGGAGCAGGAGAAGCAGCAAGCAGUGGACGAGACCAAGAAGAAACAGUGGUGUGCUAACUGCAGGAAGGAGGCCAUCUUCUACUGCUGCUGGAACACCAGCUACUGUGAUUACCCCUGUCAGCAGGCCCACUGGCCCGAACACAUGAAGUCCUGCACGCAGUCAGCCACAGCCCCACAGCAAGAACCUGAGGCUGAGUCGACAGCAGAGCUCCCUAACAAAGGUUUAGGGCAGGCUGGAGGCCCGAGCACUCUGAGAGAAACGCCGGUCUCUGCACCGUCAGACAAAGACUGUGACAUGGAAAAGAGCACUGACAACGUUGCUGUUACUUUGUCCUAAACAAGAUUUCCAUACUUGAAAAUGUAAAUGUGUGUAGAUAUUUUUUUUCCACUGUAAAGAUAUGUCGAUGUAAAUUUGUCUGUUCAAGCGGCUGUUGAGGGAGCAAUCUAAAUCCUUUUUGAUAUAUAAAUAUAUAUCUAUAUUUGUGUUUGCCUUUUUAGGCUCACAUAUCCCAGUGUACAGUGGUUACAUUUUAAAUGUGGAAACAAGACUGACAGCAGAUAGUUAAUAACCACUAGAGGGGGCAGUCUACAAAAUGUAUACUGCACAUUCAUGCACAUUUACCAACUUUGGAGAGCUGUCAGCAUACAGAUUUUAAGAGCAUGCCUGAGUGUCACAAAA